Molecule: messenger RNA, 1129 nt
Organism: Syzygium oleosum
Lineage: Eukaryota; Viridiplantae; Streptophyta; Magnoliopsida; Myrtales; Myrtaceae
Product: protein SRC2 homolog
Exons: 1
Coding region: 100-816 (238 amino acids)
Source: RefSeq, a predicted model, not a curated record
AAAUUUUCUCCCUCACCCAAAAGGAGAAGCUUCCCAGCUCCCAUCCUUGAACGUUCCUUCCACCCUCUGCGAAGCCGAGCCGAAACCGCGAGAAGAGAGAUGGAAAUGGCGUACACACGCCUUGAACUGCAGGUGAUCUCAUGCGAGGAACUCAGGGCCUUCAACUUCUUCCAGAAGCUCUCGGUCUUCGUGACCGUGUCCAUCGUCCCCGGCGGUGACGACCCGAAGAAGCAGCUUCGGCCGGCCCUCCAGCAGCAGCGCCACAGGACGCCGACCAGCAAGGGCGGCCAUCGCAACCCGGAGUGGAAACACGACAUGGUGUUCGACCUCUCGGACGUCUCGGCCCGGGACUAUUCGGACCUUUCUCUCAAGUUCGAUGUGCGGCUUCCCAGCGUCGUGGGCAGCCGCUCGAUCGGGGAAGUCCGCGCCUCGCUUCAGGAUUUGGUCGACGAUUUCAACGGGGCUGUCCAGCAGCGAGGCUACCACGUGAAGAACGACGAUGGAAAACGCAUCGGGGUCUUGAAUUUUACGUACAAGUUGUGUGGGAAGAGCGGCGAGGUCGGCAACGAAUUGGCUCGGGUGGAGCCUUCGUCCAGAGCUCCGGUCCCGGGUCAUAGUGCUACAAACUUCGCUUAUUUGGAGUGGCCUGACUUGCCGCCCCAGACGCUGAUCCGAGGGAUAUUGAACUAUCAAACGUAUUCUUCAUCGCUGUUGCUACAAACAACGAACAAGAAGGACGUGAGCAAAGCUUCCACGGGCUACGGUUAUCGGCAAUCGUGGUACUCCAUGGUCGGACCACCGCAGGGGUCAUGCUGAUCGGAUGGCGUCACUACCCAUUCAUCGGGGCAUCCCCGCAGCCAUCGAACUUCCCCCCUCAUCUGCAGCCGCAAAUUACACGGUUCACGAUCAGCUUAGAGCUUGGAUCAGCAAGCAUUGACUUUGUUAUGUGAUGUUUCGUCAGUCUUAGACUCUUUAGAAUACUGUGAAUGGCAAAUAAAUGUAUCUGGGUACUCUCAUCUGUACCCAAGGUGACCGUGGUUUCACCAUAAACAUCAUCUCAGCUUAUGUUCCACCUUCCUGUACACACUGGUCAUAUUAUAUAGUGCAGAAGAUGUUCUUAAAGAUUCAA